This is a messenger RNA of Paramecium sonneborni, 1657 nucleotides long. NCBI's taxonomy places the organism in Eukaryota, Ciliophora, Oligohymenophorea, Peniculida, Parameciidae. The record is from the annotation of a GenBank genome assembly.
AUUAAUUUAAUGCAGCAAACAGGAGGAGGACAUGAAAAUAUCUUAGGAGCUUUAUUAAAUGAUUCAUAUAAGUUAGUAAUGACUUAUUCAUUCUUUUAAAAUAAAAUGGAAAAUGAUUAGACAGCUUUUGAAUUAAUUUUUAGAAAAUGUCCAUUUGGAGGCUAAUAUGUAAUCUUUGCAGGUUUAAAUGAAGUGGUACGUUAUAUAAAGAAUUUUAAAUUCACUGAAGAAGAAAUCGAAUUUGUGAAAAAAAAGUAACUAAUUGACUUUAUCAUUUUAAAAGUAUAUUGCCAUCAGAUGCUAAUCAGAAAUUUUUUGAUUAUCUUAGGAAUUUAGAUUCUUCCUAAAUAAAAAUUAGAGCGAUGCCUGAAGGAUCAAUUUGUUUUCCAAAAGAGCCUUUGAUUAGUAUAGAAGGACCUUAGGGUAUAUGUUAAUUGAUAGAAACAGCAGUCAGUAAAAUAAUAAGAUUAAUAAAAAUUAGUUAAUUUAGUUUCAUUUCCAUCUUUAAUAGCUACAAAUGCAAGUCGAAUGAGACAAUUAGCAGGAUAAGCUCAUUUACUUGAAUUUGGAUUAAGAAGAGCUUAAGGACCUGAUGGAGGAAUGAGUGCAACUUAAUAUUCAUAUUUAGGUGGAUUUGAUGGUACUAGUAAUAUGAUGGCUGGGUUGAAAUUGGGAAUACCAGUUUCAGGAACUAUAGCUCAUUCAUUUGUUACUUCAUUUUCUGAAUUAAAUGAUGUUGAAUCAGCUGAACUAAAUGGUGUUAAUAUAAAAUUAAGAGCCAUUGAAUAUCAUAAAAAAAUGGGAAUUAAAACUAAUUAAGGUGAAUUAGCUUCAUUUAUAGCAUAUGCAUAAUCUUGUUCUAAUAAUUUUUUAUGUUUAGUAGAUACCUAUCAUACAUUGAAAUCAGGAAUUCCUAAUUUUUUAGCUGUGGCUUUUGCUUUAGAUGAUGCCGGUAUAAAAGCUAAAGGAAUUCGUUUAGAUUCAGGAGAUUUAGCUUAAUUAUCAAUGUAAUUCAAUAUCUUUUUAUUUUAUUAGAUAAGCCAAAGAGCUAUUUAAACAUUAUGGAGAUUAAUUUUAGAAAGAUAUUAGUCAUCUUAAAGUUGCUGCCUCAAAUGAUAUUAAUGAAGAAGCUCUUAAAGAUUUUAUUAAGAAAGGACAUAAAAUAGAUAUUUUUGGUAUUGGAACUCAUCUAGUUACAUGUUAAAAAUAACCUGCUUUAGGUCUUGUUUAUAAAUUAGUCGAAUGUAAAAAUUAGAUUGUGAUGAAAUUAUCAGAGGAAUAUGAUAAAACAACUUUUCCAGGAUAAAAGAAUGUCUAUAGAGUUUAUACAAAGAGUGAUCAAUGUGUAGAUAUUAUCACAUCAAUAAAUUAUUUACCAGAGAAUAAUGAAUUUAAGUGCAUUGAUCACAUAAGUAAAUAACGUUAUCAUAUAAAACCAACAUUUAUUGAGAAUUUGUUAUAACCUGUUGAUUAUGAUUAUGUUCCUGAUUUGUAGACAGCUAAAAAAUAUUGUACAAAAUAGAUGAAAGAUUUUAAUGGAAAGGUUACAAGACUUGAUAAUCCAUAAAAACAUUUAGUAUUAAUGUCUACAGAAUAUUAUUAAAUGUUCUAGUCUAAAUAUGAUGAGAUAGCUAUAGAGGAAGUGAUUGAAUGAUGA